CAGGAUCAUCCUGUCCUGCAGCAGCCAUUGCUGCUCACUGUUCUUUAGUGCUAUUUGAUCUUGAACUGGCUACCAACGCUGCGGCCACUUUUAGUAAGUGAGUAGCGAUGGCUGUCAGGACUAGUGAUGCCCCUGACGUCGCGCCAAGGAGUGGAGCAGCUUUCUCAUUCACGAACAGAAGAGCCUGAGGUCAUGGAAAAGCACGUCCCGAUGCAUCCGUUACCAGAAGAGAUUCAGAUGAUGCCUCGUGAUGAGACUGUUUGCAAAUAUUGUGGAGUCAGUUACCUGAUACUCCAUGAAUUUAAGCUUCUCGAAGACAAAGUGAAGGCACUGGAGAAAGAGCUGCAUUUUUACAAGGGAAGUGUAGAGCGAGAGAAACACCUUCAAGAAGAACUUCACUAUCUCCGCCAAGAGUAUGAACAAAGCAAAAAUGACAGCGAGUCCAGAGCAGAAAGAUUAAAGAUCGCAUUAUUACAGCUGAAAGAAAAGGAAGAUGAUGUUCAGGUUCUGACAAUUGAGCUUACAACUUGUCAGGAGGCUUUAAGAAGCGCACAAGACCAAAAGCAGCUGUUGGGGGAGAAAGCUGCCAAGCAAGAGACACUUUUAAGGAAGAGCCUAUCAUUGUUGAGACUUCUCCAGUCAGAACAAAGCACUAUUAAAAAUAAUGUUCAAAUCCUUAUGGGACAGUGGAAUAUUCUCAGAAGAGACCUUGCAAAUCAAAUGAAAGAAAAAUCAGCAGAAAUGAUAAGUCUUCAUGGACGUCUCAAGGAAUCCCAGUUAGAAAGUGUUUCGCUCCAAAAUAAGGUGAAAAAUCUGCAGGCAGUUGCUGAAUCUGUCACAUUAACAUCAAAGCAGCUUGAACGCUCACGAGAGAAGGAAACAGAAUUGAAAAGCAAAUGUCAUGAGUUGGAAAAGCAAAUCUCUGAUUUACAACAACAGUUGGAAACAGUAAGAACGGAUUUCCAUAAUGUAACUAAAGAACUGCAACACCACAAGGAUAUUUCCAUAAGCACAACAAAAGAAGCAAAUGACCUUCAAAAUAAACUUCAGAGAAUAGAAAUGGAUAAAGAUGCCAUAAUAUUGAGGCUGACAAAGGAUCUAAGGGAGAACAGUGAGGCAGUGACAUAUGACAUAACACAGUUACAAAAAGAGAUCACAGAAAUGAGAAGGAUGGAGGAAAAUUACAAAAGGAGAUUUCACCAUUUGGAAACAGAGCUAGAAACAAUGAAGGAAGUGUUAAAGCAAUCAGAGGAAGAAGUGGUUAAUAUGAAACAGGAAAGAGAACUGCAGAUUGUUUCCUAUCAGAACAGAAUUGAAGAGCUACAGGGAGCCCUUAAACAAAGGAUGCAGAAUGAGGACAGCUGGGAGACCAAGAUGCAGAAUGAAUUGGAAAAUCAACAGAGAAAAUAUCUCCUAAAGAUUGAGGAAACUAAGAAGCAACUUCGUGAAGAGGCAAAUGUGGAGCUGGCGAUCGAGAGGCAAAAACAUGAGGAAAUGUUGAAGAAUUUUCAAAACCAGAAUGAUGCACUAGAAUUAAAGAUACCUGCACUUAUAUCCAAAGCUUGCAAUGAACUGCACACAGAGGUCAACAUGCUGGAAAGGAAAUUACAGGAAGCUCAGGCAAGACUUACUGGGAAAGAUCACGCUAAAGAUUAUGAGGUCGCAAACCUAAAAAAAAUAGUCUCUGAGCUGGAAUUUCGAUUACAAAGAGAACAAGACCACAGUAUCUCUGUUUCGGAAGAAAUGAGAAAAGACAUUCACACAAAAGCUGAGAAACUGAAAGAACUGAACUUAAACUGUUCAGAACUGAAGCACCACCUGGACCAAGCCAAGCAAGAGAUUGAAUUCCUGAAGGAAACUGUGCGCAUGGAGUGUGAAGAACGCUAUGAGCUCACCGAGGCCUUGACACAGGCUAAACAACAACUGCUUGAAAUAAAAAGAAGCGGCGGAAGCUUCCCGGUACCACAAAGGCAAUAUACUCCAGACAAGCCAACUUCAUCUCACAUCAUGACUGGUGCACAGAAGAAGCCUCCUCUAACUGUACCAUCUAGUAAUGGAACCAAGCUAUUGGGCUUAUCCGGAACAUAUGGAUCUGCCUGUGCCCCCAACUAUAACAAGCUCAGGAAGAGCAGUGGAGGUAGCUUACCUAUGCUUCAGUCCCCCCAUCCUCCAAAAGAGAAGACAUCUUCACUAUCUGAUACACGGCAUAAAAUAACCGCAAUUCUCAGGAGGAAUUCUACUCAGCCUUAGCACAGACUCCGGUCACAAGGAGAUAUGCCUGAGCAACUUAGAAAAUAGUUUUUCCUGACUACGUAAUUGGCUUUAUAACAGGAAAACAACAGGGUGCAGAAGGUAGAAUGUAAUUAUUGCUUCAUGAUACUAUAGUGUUCAGUUCUGGAACGUUUCACAUUGGGUGAUAUAGUAUUAUUUCAGUGCGGGUCAUGCGUCAUAGUAUAUAUAUUCUUUUGCAUAGAUGUGAUCACUUCGGGCCACGUUUAGGGAGCAUUCACCCCGCUGUAUGAACUGUGUUGGGUUUAUAUAUUAUC
This is a messenger RNA of Hyla sarda, 2546 nucleotides long. RefSeq names its product leucine, glutamate and lysine rich 1 (gene LEKR1). NCBI's taxonomy places the organism in Eukaryota, Metazoa, Chordata, Amphibia, Anura, Hylidae. The coding region runs from base 127 to 2250 and encodes 707 amino acids. The record is from RefSeq and is a predicted model, not a curated record. The transcript is spliced from 13 exons.